Messenger RNA from Penicillium subrubescens, 939 nucleotides. RefSeq names its product urea carboxylase-associated family protein. The record is from RefSeq and is a predicted model, not a curated record. The transcript is spliced from 2 exons. The coding region runs from base 1 to 939 and encodes 312 amino acids. NCBI's taxonomy places the organism in Eukaryota, Fungi, Ascomycota, Eurotiomycetes, Eurotiales, Aspergillaceae.
AUGUCAACCGCUCGUCGACCUCCCCCAGCCUAUGACUCCGCCCCAGAUUCCGGUAUCCACGCGACAUCUGCGCUCUACCAAAGAAUCUCCAAGACCGCAUCGGAUCCCGCCGCCCGAAUCCCCAAAGAGUCAUUCACGAUUCGGCCAUGCUCAGGCCAGGCAUGGAUUGUGCCUGCUGGUCAUGUCUGCCGUCUGACAACACCCAAGGGACCGCAAGUCGGUGACUUAAACAUUUGGAAUGCACACAAUCCCCGGGAACGGAUGUGGGCUGCACGUACCCGUCAAAUCCACGCCUCUCACGUCUCUGUCGGUGAUCGCCUAUGGUCCAACCUCCCGUAUCUGCGGCCCCUGGUGAGCAUCACCGGCGACUCGCUUAAUGGCGGGCAGUUGCAUGACGUGCUGGGCCCAGAUGGGAAGCGCAAGCCAGAGGUGGUCUUUGGCACAACGCAAUUUGGAGGCCGAGUGCAUGACUUGAUGGGUACUCGCUGCGAUCCCUACGUGAACCUCCUGAUGGGCGGCGAGACAUUCGACUUCCACUGCCACUCCAACCUGACCCGAUCAGUGGUCCCCUACGGAUUAACGGAGCUUGAUGUUCACGAUGUGUUGAACGUCUUCCAGGUGACCGGGCUGGAUGAAGAAGGUCGAUACUUCAUGGAGACCUCCCCCGCUAAGCCAGGGGAGUACUUCGAGUUCUUUGCCGAGGUGGAUGUUCUCUGCGCGCUGUCUGCAUGCCCUGGUGGCGACCUGUCCAACUGGGGAUGGGACGACAAGGAGGGAGGAAUGGGAGCCACUUGCCGCCCGCUGGGUGUUGAGGUGUAUCAGUUGGCGGAUGAGAAGACGAUUCUGGAUGGGUGGAAGGCACCCGAAUGUCCACCAUACAAGGGGAUGCACGGAUUGACCAUGCCUCCACGGUAUCAAGAUGGAUAUGUUGGACUAUAG